Alligator mississippiensis (American alligator) is the source of this 4446-nucleotide messenger RNA. It is a transcript of the gene PUS1, whose product is annotated as pseudouridine synthase 1. Bases 11 to 1357 code for a protein of 448 amino acids. The transcript has 6 exons. Gene Ontology annotation, biological process: tRNA pseudouridine synthesis; mRNA pseudouridine synthesis. Gene Ontology annotation, cellular component: nucleus. NCBI's taxonomy places the organism in Eukaryota, Metazoa, Chordata, Crocodylia, Alligatoridae. Gene Ontology annotation, molecular function: pseudouridine synthase activity; RNA binding. The record is from RefSeq and is a predicted model, not a curated record.
CGCCGCCGGGAUGUGGCGCUGCGGGCGGGGGCUGGCGGCGGCGCGGGGCCUCGGCUGCUGGGAAGGAGCUGUGGGCCGGCCGCUGGAGCCUGCGCGCGUGCGUGCGUGCCUGCGCCGGCGUGCACGUGUGAAUAGGCGCUGUUUUGCAAUGGCUGAGGGUUUGCGAGUAGCAGCUGCCAGCCAAGCCAAGAGACUAAAGAGCAGCAGCACCAACUGCGAGGAGAUUGAAAAGCAAGAGGAAAACGGACAUCAGGCCAAAAGAUUCAAGAGAGACCAGGAGGAUGUGGAAGACCAGAAUAAGAAGCUUCCCAAAAGGAAGAUUGUCCUGUUGAUGGCGUAUUCUGGGAAAGGUUACCAUGGGAUGCAACGAAAUGUGGGAUGCCCUCAGUUCAAGACGAUUGAAGACGACUUGGUGUCUGCCCUUGUUCAGGCUGGCUGCAUCCCAGAAAACCAUGGGGAAGAUAUGAAAAAGAUGUCCUUUCAGAGAUGUGCACGGACAGACAAGGGUGUGUCCGCAGCUGGACAGAUAGUGUCACUGAAGGUCUGGCUGAUGGACAACAUUUUAGAAAAGAUCAAUAACCAUCUCCCUUCAGAUAUCAGAAUUCUGGGACUGAAAAGAGUAACCGGGGGAUUCAACUCUAAGAACAAAUGUGAUGCCCGGACCUACUCCUACAUGCUACCAACAUUUGCCUUUGCCCCAAAGGACCUUGAUCCCCAAGAUGAAACCUACCGACUGAGCCAAGAGACUCUGGAGAAAGUCAACAGACUUCUUGCUUGCUACAAAGGAACUCAUAACUUCCACAACUUCACCUCUCAGAAAAAGGCCAAGGACCCCAGUGCCAAUCGGUAUAUCAUGGAGAUGUUCUGUGAGGAGCCCUUUGUGAGAGAAGGCCUGGAAUUUGCAGUGAUAAAGGUGAAAGGCCAGAGUUUCAUGAUGCACCAGAUCAGGAAAAUGAUUGGUCUGGUGAUUGCAGUAGUGAAAGGUUACACGGCUGAGUCUAUCAUGGAGCGCAGCUGGGGAGAGGAGAAGGUGGAUGUCCCCAAAGCGCCGGGGCUGGGGCUGGUUUUGGAAAGGGUGCACUUUGAAAAGUACAACAAGCGCUUUGGAAAUGACGGGCUGCACGAGCCUCUGGAAUGGGUAGAGGAGGAGGAGAAGAUUGCUGCUUUCAAAGAGGAACAUAUCUAUCCAACAAUUAUAAACACGGAACAGGAGGAAAAGUCCAUGGUGAACUGGAUGAAUACCCUCUCCAUCCAUGACUUCAAUUCCACUGCUACAGGGGCGCAAGCCAAUGACGGGAGCUCCAAGAACAACAAUGAACUUGAUGGCAGCGAUGGUUGUGACGAUGACUCCGACUGAGUCCAUAAAUGACUGGAACCAGGACCUUUACCACUUACAGUUCAGUUUGCAUAGAACAAAGUGGCCUUUCUUAAUCCAAGGAUCCAAUAAAGGAGAAGAUCGCUUACGCGCUGAACAGAGGAAUCGCUUAUGCCCAAAAGGAACUGAGCUGGAAAAGCAAUGCAAAAUGACAUCAAAACUGACCAUUUACAGGACUAACCAAUGCAUUUGAAUUGGAAUACUUGAAAACUAAUCACUGAAAAGAAAAUGUGCUUCAGAAAGGAACUUCCUGGUGCAGGCGGAGUUCUUUUCCUUGUCAUUUGAAUUGUUUUUAUUACAGUAAAAGUGCUUACUUGAAAAAUACAGUUAUUUAAAUAUGUACAAUCUGUACAGGGGGGAAUAUAAAAAAAAAAACAAACCAACCCAGAUUUUUCUCAUUUUUAUUUUAUGGAUUAAAGACCUCCUUGAACUAGCUUUUUGAAAACCUUUCCUCUGUAGAACAUUCCCAUCUGCAGCUGAAACAAUUUCUAAAUGUUGUCAGAAUCUUAUUUUAUCCUGUGUAUGAUAUGUCACUUUCACACAGAAUCCUUUGUGUUCGGCCUGAGAUCUCCUGUCUUACUGAUGGCCCUGAUUUCUCUCACCAAUGAAAGUCAAACUGUCUUUGCUCUCUUAACCUUUGCAAGUUUAAGAAGCUGGCCAUUAUAUUAGUGGGGGCCAGCCUUUUUGGCAGGUGUGCCACAAAUUAUACCCAGACCCUUCCCAAGUGCCACUCUGAUUCUUUUCCCCUGCCUGUGCUGUUGCUUUGCUUUCUGGUUGCUGCCUGAUAUGCCACUGUGCCAUCUGUCCCCUCCCAACUCUGCUGUAUGCCACACAGGCCUCCUUUACCACUUGUGGCAUGCAUAUCACAGGAUGGCUACCCCUGCCUUGGGUAAGUAGGACCCCUUAAUUUGGAAAUGUGGCCUGAUAUGUACUAGGAGACAAAAUGGACCUUUUAUUUUGGCAAUGUCCUUGUUAGUGUUGCAUCAUCCCAGUGUGUCCUUAUCCUUGCACAAUCCCAAAAUAUAGAUUUACAACUGUCUGCGUGAACUGAGUGUCUCCAGCCUAAGCUAUUGUUUCAUAAUUACAUUGGCUGAGGCUUGUACAGCACUUGGAUUGCACAAAGCCCUGGGGAAAUGCUAGAAUCAGAAACCCCAAGUGUGCAACCUUGAAAAGGGCUUGGCGCUGCAUCUGGUAGAUCAACAAGUGCUUUGCUGUAGUAUUGAUUUUUUUUUUUAAAUUUUUUUUUUUUUUUUUAGAAGUAGCGAGGUACCUGCAUAUCAUGUUUUUUGUUUUUUUUUUUGGUUUAAAUCAGUUUGUGUGUGUGUAAAAUGGAAGGGCCAAGUUUUCAGUAGGUUUCAAGGCCUAAUGCUUGCAUGUGCAAAUCCUCAUUCCAUCUUUCCCUGCAGAACAGGGCACUGCAUGGGAUUGAUAUGUGCUGCCAAGAUGGUGUAUAAACUAGGCAUAUGGCUUUGGAUGUGGUAGUUGAAAAUCAGGCCCAAACUCUGUAGAGAAUACAUUCCUACUUUUGGGAGACUAGAGGGGUAAGUAUGUGACAUGUCCAGCAGACCCUUAAUUCUGUAUGUGGAAGGUGUGAAGGACUCUUCCUUUGGGAAGUAAAUAUGUUUUCUCUGUUUGGGGCACGUGAAGCUGCUCAGGUGUUCUUCCCUCUGAACUUAAUUGUGGCUUAAUUAAGUCUAGUUUAAUUAGCCAUCUAGUUCCCUUAAGGGCAUGGGAGGGAGGAGCAGAGGUGCAAGCAUCCUGCAAACCUUGCUGGACAGGGGUGGGGCAGGUGUCUGAAGGCAGCUCUUGUCUUUCAGAAGGUGCCAGGAGUGGGAUGUGUAGGAACUCAGCUGACUCGGUACAUUCCUGUUGAGCUGGGCUUGAUAGGAUACUUAUUUCUUUAUGGGACAGGAAUUAAAGCUGCCUUUCUAGGAAGAAACUUGAGGCAGGGGUUAUACGUUCUUAUUGGCCCUGUGACCCUAACCUGUUUGCACAAACUGCAGCCCUCCUACACCUGGGUUUGAGUCAAGCCUGUGGUCUCCCUCAGACCCAGUAUUAUUUCCUCUUUGAAGUCCAGUAUGUUCUAUUCUAUGAAAUGUAUUAAACGUUGUGUUUUUGAGGCCUGUGGCCUUCUGAUUCCUUCUGGGAUCCAGUUCUGCCGGAAUAAUUUCUCAUUUAAUGUCAAGUAAUUGAAUAUUGCAGAAGAGAGAGUGUUUUUUGGUUUGGGUUUUAAUUGGAGGUUUUAUUUCCAGAGCAUCUUGGUUUAUAUUUGUCUAGUAACAGGCACAUCUCAAGCUGUCUGCAGAAAAUGUCCUUUCUCCCUAGAUUUUUUGUUUAUACAGGAAGUCCUUGGACUCAUAAUUGGUUCCUGGAAACUGUCUUAAGUCGAAACAUUGUAACUUGAAACCAAUUUUCUCAAAAGAAACAAUGUUAUAAAUAAGGGACUGGUUCCUGAACCAAGGCCCGAUACCCUAUUUUCACCAAAAAUAACCCAGAAUUUUGUACUUGAUCAAUUAUAGAUGAGUAACAUAGCUACAUAAAUGUAUUUUAUAUUGUAAAUAGCAAUCAUAUUGAUUUGGAAGGAUUUCUUUGAGGUGACUUUGUUUGACUUUUUGAAAGGCUCUUGGCUGGAUGUUUUGAAGGGCUCUUGGCUGGAGUCUUGGCUGCAGGUUUUUCUGGAGUCUCAUCUGCUUUCUUAAAGAAAGUGUCCAAGGAAGUUUGGACAGAUGUUCUCCAGGGAGAUGGAUGAUGCAGCGAGCUUGUUCGCUGGCCUGGCAUUGCAUCGGAUCAAGCGUUGUCCAAAUCAAAACUGACGUCAUAAAGUCGAAACAGUGUGUUGAUUUAUAAACAUUGUAAGUGUGAAACGCCGUAACUCGAAACCUUGUAAGUCGGGGACUGCCUGUAUGCCUGUUUUGGACAACUUAGAUUGAUCGUGAUGACCUUUUUUCCUUCUCUUAAAUGCAUUUCAAUCUGUGGGGAAUACCGUGGGAAUACUGAUAACUCGGUUGAUAUCAGUGGGGAUUUUUAUUUGUAGCCUAUCAAAAUGAAACAAAAAAUUGUUUUGGAUCGUU